GUAUAAGUACGUGAUUAAAAUUUGCAAUAAGAUUUUCAUCUUAAACACCGAUCGUACAUCUUAAGCUCUCAAUUUCCUCUACAUCCGUGAAUUUCCCUGGGCGCUGCCCAAACAAACAAUUUUGAUAUUAACAUGAGAACACUCAAACAAUUUUCAUCAGUCCCGAUUUAGUUUCCAUGAAAUGUUAUCCAGGAACUUUUCUCGAUUCAUCUGGAAAUUCGGAAAAUGGCUAUCUUCAAGAAAUUCUGUUUUUGUAUGUCUCUGGAAGUGGGAUCGGUUGUGAUAGGAUGUCUUGGGAUACUCGAAGGCAUAGUUUACACGAUCGUUAUAUUGAUGAACUUCCAGAGUCGACUCUGGCCCCACGGAAUUGAGGAGCCUUACAAUAUAGACUAUCUACGGGUUCUGCUGGCAAUUGCACAGGUCGUCUGUUCGGUGCAAUUAGUGAUUAGUGUUGAAUGCCAGAGAAGUGCAUGCACCUUGCCUUGGCUGGUUGUGAAUUUCUGUGAUUUAGUUGAUCGCCUUGUGUUUUUGUUGAGCGUGACCUUUGGCGGAAAACAAACUGUUGAGGUGGAUGUUCGUGAGAUUGCUCUUGGAAUUCUGUUUAUGGUGCUAAUUUUCGAAAUAUGGUUUUACUGCUGGCUCUGCGUCCUAUGCUUCUACUUGGAGCUGAGGAAGGUGAUACAAAAAUCUGAAUUAGACAUGUAUCCAAUAGAUUUAGAUAAUAUUGAUGCGGACAUGUAUCUCGUUUAGUACUGAACUGAUUUUUGAAUAAAAAUUUAUAACUCU
Hermetia illucens (black soldier fly) is the source of this 786-nucleotide messenger RNA. RefSeq lists its product as uncharacterized. Bases 226 to 750 code for a protein of 174 amino acids. The transcript is spliced from 3 exons. The record is from RefSeq and is a predicted model, not a curated record. NCBI's taxonomy places the organism in Eukaryota, Metazoa, Arthropoda, Insecta, Diptera, Stratiomyidae.